AUGGGAGUCAAGUCAUUCGUCGAAGGUGGAAUAGCAUCAAUAAUCGCCGGAUGUUCCACCCACCCACUUGAUCUCAUCAAAGUCCGGAUGCAGCUCCAAGGAGAAAACCACUCCACCGGCAGAGGCGGAAUCACCCGCCCUCCACGCGUCGGUCCCAUUUCCGUCGGAAUGCGGAUCAUUCGACAAGACGGCUUCCGCGCGCUUUACUCCGGCGUCUCCGCCACCAUGCUCCGCCAGACCCUAUAUUCCACCACCCGAAUGGGCCUCUACGACAUGCUGAAAACCAAAUGGACCGAUCCAAACACCGGGAUCAUACCUCUAUGGCAGAAGAUAACCGCCGGACUUAUCGCCGGAGGAAUCGGCGCCGCUGUCGGAAACCCCGCCGACGUUGCAAUGGUACGAAUGCAAGCCGAUGGAAGAGUCCCCCCUGCAGAGCGUCGUAAUUACAAAAGCGUAUUCGACGCGAUAUCACGAAUGGUGAAAAACGAAGGAAUCGGUAGUCUAUGGCGGGGAUCAUCCCUUACGGUGAACCGAGCAAUGCUGGUGACGGCGUCGCAGCUGGCGUCGUACGAUCAGAUGAAGGAGACGAUAAUAAACAGGGGUUGGAUGAAGGAUGGGCUUGGAACCCAUGUGACGGCGAGCUUUGGUGCAGGUUUUGUUGCGGCGCUUAUGACGAAUCCGGUGGACGUGAUUAAGACACGAGUGAUGAAUAUGAAGGUGGUGGCCGGAAAAGCUCCGCCGUAUACGGGCGCCGUUGAUUGUGCCCUGAAAACAAUUAAAGCAGAAGGGCCGAUGGCUCUUUACAAUGGUUUCAUUCCGACGAUAUCAAGACAGGGACCAUUUACUAUCGUGCUCUUUGUCACACUGGAACAGGUGAGAAAAUUGCUCAAGGAUUAUUAA
Lactuca virosa is the source of this 900-nucleotide messenger RNA. The record is from the annotation of a GenBank genome assembly. Lineage: Eukaryota; Viridiplantae; Streptophyta; Magnoliopsida; Asterales; Asteraceae.